This is a messenger RNA of Metarhizium brunneum ARSEF 3297, 1854 nucleotides long. The record is from RefSeq and is a predicted model, not a curated record. Lineage: Eukaryota; Fungi; Ascomycota; Sordariomycetes; Hypocreales; Clavicipitaceae.
AUGGCGGGUCUUGUGCGAUUGACAGCCGCCUUGGCUGCAUCACUGAGCUUGGCGUCAGCAGCGACCAUCAACCACGAUUUCAACGUGACCUGGGUCAGGGCCAACCCUGAUGCAGCGUUUGAACGACCAGUUAUUGGCAUCAAUGGAAAAUGGCCGAUUCCUAGAAUUGAGUGCAAUAUCGGAGACCGGCUAAUUAUUAAUGUCAAUAACCAGCUGGGAAACCAGUCGACGUCGCUGCACUUUCACGGCCUAUUUCAGAAUGGGACCAACAACAUGGACGGCCCUUCGGGCGUCACCCAGUGCUCCAUCCCUCCGGGCAGCUCAUUCACUUACAACUUUACCGUCAACCAACCUGGCACGUAUUGGUACCACUCUCACAAUGAUGGCCAAUAUCCUGACGGUCUCCGUGGACCAGUCAUUGUCCAUGAUCCCGAGUUCCCGUACAAGAAAGAAGUUGAUGAAGAAAUCGUCCUAACGCUUUCCGAUUGGUACCAUGAUGAGAUUUCAACACUCAUCCCAAAAUUCAUUAGCAAGACAAACCCAACUGGAGCCGAGCCCGUUCCCAACGCUGCUCUCAUGAACGACACUCAGAACGUAACCAUUUCUGUCCAACCCGGCAAGACGUACAUGUUCCGUGUCGUCAACAUCGGUGCCUUUGCCGGCCAGUACCUCUGGUUCGAGGGCCACAAGAUGCGAAUUGUUGAGGUUGAUGGCGUAUACACCAAGGACGCUGAAGCUGAAAUGAUUUACGUCUCCGCCGCUCAGAGAGUGAGCUUCCUUCUGACGACCAAGAACGACACAUCUGCAAAUUUUCCCAUAGUCGCAAGUAUGGACACGACUCUGUUUGAUGUGCUCCCCCCUGAGCUCAACUACAACUCCACCGGCUGGCUCAGCUACGAUAAAUCCAAAGACUAUCCGGCCGCUGCUCUCGUAGACGAGCUAAACCCCUUCGAUGACAUGACGCUCGAAGCCUACGAUGGCAUGGAACUCCUCCCAGAGCCCGACCGAACCGUGGAGCUUAAUGUCAUCAUGGACAACCUCGGUGAUGGUGCCAACUACGCCUUCUUCAACAACAUCACCUAUGCGUUGCCCAAGGUCCCCACGCUCUACACAGCCCUCAGUGCCGGUGAAAUGGCCAACGACCCCAGGGUAUACGGCGAAUACACACAUCCGUUUGUCUUGAAGAAGAAUGAGAUUGUCCAGAUCGUCGUCAACAACCUCGACAGCGGUCGUCACCCGUUCCAUCUCCACGGCCACAACUUCCAAGCCAUCUACCGCUCAAACGAGUCUGCAGGUACUUUUGCAGAUGAAGGUGGAGAGACGGACAAGACGUUCCCCAGGGUGCCCAUGCGCCGAGAUACAAUGGUCAUUUGGCCCGAAGGGAACAUGGUCCUGCGAUUCAAAGCCGACAACCCAGUAGGAGUCUGGUUGUUCCACUGCCACAUCGAAUGGCACGUCGUUUCCGGCCUCAUCGCGACCUUUGUGGAAGCGCCGACCGAGCUGCAAAAGACGCUCUCCAUCCCACCCACUCACCUCCAGGCGUGCCAAAAGGGCAAUGUUGCCACUGAGGGCAACGCGGCAGCCAACACAAGGGACCUCCUCGAUCUCAGCGGCCAGAAUGAGCCCCCCGCUCCCCUCCCAGCUGGAUUCACACCCCGAGGCAUCGUAGCCCUAGUAUUCAGCUGCGUAGCAGGCCUCCUUGGUGUCGCCGUCGUAGCAUGGUACGGCUUCUCGCAGGCCGUCGAAGAAGCCCCCGGGGCUGUAACCAGCAUCAUCCGCAACGCAGACAUAUCCGAGUCCGACAAUAGCCAGAUUGUGUCCUCCAGUACCAAUGCCGGCAGAACUACUACCUAG